Molecule: messenger RNA, 5347 nt
Organism: Oncorhynchus keta (chum salmon)
Lineage: Eukaryota; Metazoa; Chordata; Actinopteri; Salmoniformes; Salmonidae
Product: sorting nexin-12
Exons: 6
Coding region: 253-735 (160 amino acids)
Biological process (GO): endocytic recycling; late endosome to Golgi transport
Cellular component (GO): early endosome membrane; retromer complex
Molecular function (GO): phosphatidylinositol-3-phosphate binding
Source: RefSeq, a predicted model, not a curated record
AAUAAUAAUGCACAGUGGAGCUAGACCUAUGUACAACAAAAAUAUACAUCUGGUCUGAUUUAAACUCCUGAAAGUCUUUAUUUUGGAAACAAUUAUUUAUUUAUUUUACAACAGAAUAGGCCGUCCUGUAAAUUUGUUAACGCCGGUAAAUACUUGGGGAAAGAGGAAUGCGUUUCCUCUGUUUCGAUUGGCUGCGGAACAAGAACCUUGGCAAUUGUAUGGUCUUGAGAUCAGCCGCCGCUGAAGCCGAACAUGUCGGAUCCCACUGUUGCAGAUACUCGCCGAUUAAACUCUAAACCACAGGAUCUCACAGAUGCGUAUGGCCCCCCAAGCAAUUUUCUUGAAAUCGACGUUUAUGACCCACAAACAAUUGGAGUUGGCCGGAACAGAUUCACCACCUAUGAAGUGCGAAUGCGGACAAAUCUUCCCAUCUUCAAACUUAAGGACUCUGUUGUGCGGAGAAGGUACAGUGAUUUUGAGUGGCUGAAGAAUGAGCUGGAGAGAGACAGUAAGAUUGUGGUGCCCCCUCUCCCUGGGAAAGCUUUAAAAAGACAGCUGCCCUUCCGAGGAGAUGAGGGUAUCUUUGAGGAGUCCUUCAUUGAGGAGCGGAGGGUAGGCUUGGAGCAGUUCAUCAACAGACUUGCAGGUCAUCCCCUGGCCCAGAAUGAGCGCUGUCUUCACAUGUUCCUUCAAGAUGAGUCCAUUGACCGGAACUAUAUUCCUGGAAAAGUGUGAAUAAGGUAAGGUUGCUUUUUAUUCGUACUAAUACCAUUGUGAUAAUCCCCCCCCCAUAAAACAAAAAUAGAGUGGGACAAAAAAAGUAUUUAGUCAGCCACCAAUUGUGCAAGUUCUCCCACUUAAAAAUAUGAAAGGCCUGUAAUUCUCAUCAUAGGUACUUUUCAACUAUGACAGACAUUAGAGAAAAAAAUCCAGAAAAUCACAUUGUAGGAUUUUUAAUGAAUUUAUUUGCAAAUUAUGGGUGGAAAAUAAGUAUUGUCACCUACAAGCAAGAUUUCUGGCUCUCACAAACCUUCUUUAAGAGGCUCCUCUGUCCUCCACUCGUUACCUGUAUUAAUGGCACCUGUUUGAACUUAUCAGUAUAAAAGACACCUGUCCACAACCUCAAAAAGUCACACUCCAAACUCCACUAUGGCCAAGACCAAAAAGCUGUCAAAGGACACCAGAAACAAAAUUGUAGACCUGCACCAGGCUGGGAAGACUGAAUCUGCAAUAGGUAAGCAGCUUGGUUUGAAGAAAUCAACUGUGGGAGCAAUUAUUAGGAAAUGGAAUACAUACAAGACCACUGACAAUCUUCCUCGAUCUGGGGCUCCACGCAAGAUCUCACCCCGUGGGGUCAAAAUGAUCACAAGAACGGUGAGCAAAAAUCCCAGAACCACACGGGGGGACCUAGUGAAUGACCUGCAUGAGCUGGGACCAAAUUAACAAAGCCUACCAUCAGUAACACACUACGCCACCAGGGACUCAAAUCAUGCAGUGCCCGACGUGUCCCCCUGCUUAAGCCAGUACAUGUCCAGGCCCAUCUGAAGUUUGCUAGAGAGCAUUUGGAUGAUCCAGAAGAAGAUUGGGAGAAUGUCAUAUGGUCAGAUGAAACCAAAAUAUAACUUUUUGGUAAAAACUCAACUUGUCGUGUUUGGAGGACAAAGAAUGCUGAGUUGCGUCCAAAGAACACCAUACCUCCUGUGAAGCAUGGGGGUGGAAACAUCAUGCUUUGGGGCUGUUUUUCUGCAAAGGGACCAGAACGACUGAUCCGUGUAAAGGAAAGAAUGAAUGGGGUCAUGUAUCGUGAGAUUUUGAGUGAAAUCCUCCUUCCAUCAGCAAGGGCAUUGAAGAUGAAACGUGGCUAGGUCUUUCAGCAUGACACUUAUCCCAAACACACCACCCGGGCAACGAAGGAGUGGCUUUGUAAGAAGCAUUUCAAGGUCCUGGAGUGGCCUAGCCAGUCUCAACCCCAUAGAAAAUCUUUGGAGGGAGUUGAGUCUGUGUUGCCCAGCAACAGCCCCAAAACAUCACUGCUCUAGAGGAGAUCUGCAUGGAGGAAUGGGCCAAAAUACCAGCAACAGUGUGUGAAAACCUUGUGAAGACUUACAGAAAACGUUUGACCUCUGUCAUUGCCAACAAAGGGUAUAUAACAAGGUAUUGAGAAACUUUUGUUAUUGACCAAAUACUUAUUUUCCACCAUAAUUUGCAAAUAAAUUAAUUAAAAAUCCUACAAUGUGAUUUUCUGGAUUUCUUUCCUUCUCAUUUGGUCUGUCAUAGUUGAAGUGUACCUAUAAUGAAAAUUACAGGCCUCAUCUUUUUAAGUGGGAGAACUUGCACAAUUGGUGACUGACUAAAUACUUUUUUGCCCCACUGUAUCGGUCUUCGCGUCACCUCUACUUUAUCAAUCAGCACCUGUCCAACGUUCUCCUUUGUUCAUUUUCUCUGCGUAAAUGCAAGUGUAACUGUUGGCAUGAUCUGGUUGCAUGCAUGGGGCAAUCUUCACAAUUCAUCUUUAGUAGAGAUAACUUAGUUACUUCCCCUUUUGACUCAAACCAGUCAUGCAGGCUUUCAAGGGGGCACUAAGUAAGACCUAGAGGGCGGUAUCUAACAUACUGUAUAUCAUGCAGACCUUUUCAUUGUUUUGCUAACCAUGGUUGGUAUCUCGCCCAUAGUUUUUUAAAAUUUUCAUGACACAAUACAUUGAAGUAGCAGUGUACAUCAACUGCUCUCAUCUCCAGCACCCUAAAGUCUGCGUCUAAUACAGUACACCGAUACUGGUAACGCAAUUGCUCUAUUUUAUUUUAUCUUUAACUAGGCAAGUCUGUUAAGAACAAAUUCUUAUUCACAAUGACGGCCUAUCCUGGCCAAACCCUAACCCAGACGACGCUGGGCCAAUUGUGCGCCGCCCUAUGGGACUCCCAAUCACGCCCAGUUGUGAUGCAGCCUAUGAAUCACUGACUAGUUUUUCAAUCGUGAUUUUUCUUUUUAAGUAUUGAUUUCAAACGGCCAAUACUUCGUCAUUAAUGGGUCAAAUGGAACAUACCCUAAAAUCAUAUAACUUAUUUUUCUUUGAUUGUUAACCCAGCCAUAGCAUUGGAGCCUAAAACUAACCUACACACACCGACCCUACUCUAAUUAUUUUUUUCUCUUCCUCGUAGCUACUAUGUUAUAGGCUUUACUUGUUGAACAGUAAUGUUCUAUGUGCCUUUUUUUGUUUAGACUUUUUAAAGACUUGGUCUACAAAGUGUAGCAAGGCUAUAAAGGUGACUGUAGAAAUGGCAACUAAUGUUCAGAUGCUAAUGAGGCCAUGAAUUACCUGUGAAUUGUUUUCCUUUCUAUAGCAGCCCGGGGAUGAAAAUGAUGAUCUACACAGCCCAGCCCCCCCCCCUCCCCCUACACCCCCUGGCUGUUUGGCUUUAUCACUAGAGCUCACGUUGCCUCUUCCACAGGGGGCCUCCCCUCACAUCCUCCUUAACACCUGCAUCUGUGUUGGAACGCUCUGUAAAUAUGAUGUACAUAUAUACAUAUCUUAUUUGUAAUCUAUGUCUGGGGAAGCUGUCAGGAUACUUACAUACAGAGCAUUUAACUUGUAGCAGAUGUUUGAGGGUGGAGAAGGUGAAUUCAUGAAAUGAGUGAGUUAGUAAGCUACCUUUUGAAACAAGAACAUUUUCUACUUGACUUUAGGCUGAGUCAUUAAGGCUAAUGAUUUAGUAAUAGUUAACACCAAAUUAGAGAGUACUGUGUUGUUUCAGUAACAGAAGUUUGCUUCCUAACUCAUGAAUUUUGCUUGGUGAAGUAGCAUUUGGUGUAAAUUUCUCAUGUAAAAAUGACAAAGGCUCUGAAUACUUAUUCGAGAGCCCCUAGUUUUUCUUAGUUAUAGAGAUUGAUCUCUAGAUUUUCAAAGGGAAACCUGGCCCACCUGACUUGCCAAACACAAAGAAAACAAUUUAUUUUACGUUCCAUUAAAAAUACUAUUUUAUUCAUGUAUAUGUACUUGACAAUUCAUUAGUGAAUCUUGAUUGAGGAAUGAUUCCACACUAGAAUUGUAUUUUUGCGAAUAAUUAUGAUUGAGUUUUCGGGGACAAAUAUUCAUACAAUCUCAAUUGUCAUCAAAGAUUUCCAUGGCACUUGCUGCAAUAGCAGGUAUGUUAACCCCGAUCUUCUUGGAAAAACUCCCAACCUAGCUUCUCACCACCGUGGCCACAUAAUCAUUCUAAACAUCUCUUCUCUACUGCAACAAUAUUGUAGUUUUUUUUUUUUUUACUUGUGAAAUAAAGGUUGAUCGAUGGCAAAAAAAUGUCCAGCAGGAUACAUUUUUACACUUGCUGAUCCAGGGUUGUGUCUCAGAAGGAAAUGUAUGCAGUGUUUUGGUGCAACUGUUCACUCUGAUCUGUUGAAUGUGUGGGGUGAGGCUGAUCGUACAAAGAUCUGCCCUCUCAGUCUGAUUGCCCUGCAGCCCUGACAAUCACCCUUCACACUGCUGUUUAUCCAACCAAUCGGCGCUUGGAUGCGAGAAGAAUUAUAGGGGCCUCUAGUGGCCAAAAGGCCGUAUUGGCAUGGGCAGCUCGAUUGAGGGCUUCCAUCAUUUUAAUGUAGUCAAUUGGGUGGGACUUCCAACUUCAUUUGCUGAUCCCUCUUGGUAAUUUUGCUGUAGUCAUGUCUUACCGGGUCCUCAAGAGUGAUCAGCUAAUCGUGAAGAAAAUUGACAUCUUCAAAAUGGAGAUCGCCUCAAUGGAACUGCCCAUGCUGUGACAGAAGACACUAACAGAGAUGAGUCCAUCUAUCUAUGGUAAUGACAGACUCCCACAUGAUGUUUUCCAAUCUUAAAGGUGUUGCUCAUCCAUUGUACCUAACCACACAACCAUAAAGAACUAUCUCUAAUGGAAACAGCUGUGUGUUGGUGACAAGACAAGUGCUCAGUAUGGGCCUGAACAUCUACCCUGACAGAACUAUAGUGGGCAAACCAAAACCAAUCAGCAUUAAAUGUACAUGCAUAGCCAACCGCUCAGAAAAGCUCCAGCCAAACUUUUUUUUUCAUGGUCCUAGUUCUUGCUGGAUAUAGCGAGCAACAAUUUCUUUCACUGAUGCAGCCGGACCUUUUUGGUAAUCAAGCAACAAAGACAGUCCCUGCUGCCCUGUGAUUGUACUGUGCCUUCCUCGGACAUCCUCUGCCUCACCUCAACAAAAUUAAUGGCUACUCGCCAAACAUUUAAUUGGGGUUUUAUAUGUUCAUGUGUAUUUUCCCGACAUUCAAAUACAUAAAGGCUGAUUGUUGCUUAUUGUUUUGUUUUUUUAACGUUAUUGGCCACAGUGUAAUGUUAGUUUAUUAAACCGUUAUGAAAAUAUA